This is a messenger RNA of Hibiscus syriacus, 694 nucleotides long. Its product is annotated as photosystem II repair protein PSB27-H1, chloroplastic-like. Bases 72 to 596 code for a protein of 174 amino acids. Gene Ontology annotation, biological process: photosystem II assembly; photosystem II repair. The record is from RefSeq and is a predicted model, not a curated record. Gene Ontology annotation, cellular component: photosystem II; chloroplast thylakoid lumen. The transcript has a single exon. NCBI's taxonomy places the organism in Eukaryota, Viridiplantae, Streptophyta, Magnoliopsida, Malvales, Malvaceae.
AUUUCUCUGUACAAACACCAAGACACAAAACUCUCCAUUUUCCUCCCAGGAAAAGAAAACCCAGCAAAACCAUGUCGUCCCCAACACUACUAACACCAACUUCCAAGCUCAAACCCCUCCUCCCAAUCAUACACAGACCCACCUCCGCCGUUCCACCGUCGUCACACUCACCACAACCCCACCACCCUUCGCGUCGCCAUUUCUUGUCCCUCGCCGCCGUAACUUCCACAUUAUCCCUUUCAUCGCUUCUGGCAGCGACACCACCGGCUUUCGCAGGCGACGACGAGGAGUACGUGAAAGAGACCUCCGACGUCAUCAAAAAGGUGCGGAGCACCAUCAACAUGGACAAGAACGAUCCCAACGUGGCGACGGCGGUGGCCGAGCUUAGGGAUACGUCGAACAGCUGGGUGGCGAAGUACAGAAGGGAGAAAUCCUUGCUGGGGAGAGCUUCUUUCCGUGAGAUUUACUCGGCUUUGAACGCUGUCUCCGGGCAUUAUAUUAGCUUCGGGCCGACGGCGCCGAUCCCGGCAAAGAGAAAGGAGAGGAUUCUCGAAGAGAUGGACACUGCUGAGAAAGCUUUGUCGCGGGGAAGAUGAGAAUACAAAACCAGUACUGCUUGAAAUUUCGAGAUUUAAACGGCUAUAAUGUUUAAAUUUAUCGAGUUUGUAUUAAGAUUGGGUUUGUGAAUUAUCAU